AUGGGUUGUUGCAAAAAUUCACUAAGAUGUUCAGAUGACUUACAUUUAGAACAUAAAGGCUUCUAAAUCUCUCCCAAAUCCUUAAGUAUGGCUCCUGUGUCUAGCAAUCUAAUAAAGGGAGAUACUGAUGAAAUCAUUGAACAGAUCUAUUGUUUUGAUAACACUCGUGAACAAAAAACCUUACUGGAGAAUCUCAGAUCCAAUAAAUUCACUAAAUCUAACAUUCUCAAUUUAAAAGAAGAUGUUAUUAUCGAUUUACGAUAAGCUCAGAGUCCUUCUAAAAAAUAAAUGUCAAAUAAGAACUUAAACAAUAAAUUCAUUAAAAUGCUGUGA
This is a messenger RNA of Paramecium pentaurelia, 333 nucleotides long. NCBI's taxonomy places the organism in Eukaryota, Ciliophora, Oligohymenophorea, Peniculida, Parameciidae. The record is from the annotation of a GenBank genome assembly.